AUGACGGACCCCGCAUUUCACCUCCCACCCCUCCUCCAACCCGCCGACCUCCUCGCCCUCAUCUCCUCCCUCGGCCUCCCGGCCCCGGCCUCCACCGAGCCCCUCACCGUAACGGCGUCCUUCCACCGGAUCUACCUCAUCCACUUCCCCCCCUCAGCCACGCCGUCCCUCGCCCCGGCACGACCGAACCAUGACGGGAGCACCACGCUCGUCCUGCGCGUCGCGGGCCCGCACCUCCCGCGCAUCAAGACGGAGAACGAGAUCGCGCUGAUGAAAUGGGUGAGAGAAAACACCUCCAUCCCCGUCCCCGCCGUCAUCCGCUGGGACAGCUCCUGCGAGAACGUCCUGGGGCGGGAGUUCUCCCUCCUGGAGCGGAUCCCCGGCCGCAGCGCCGAUAAGAUCAUCUGGGACGCGGACGACGAGAAGAAGCGUAAGAUCGUCGCGCAGCUCGUGGGGUUCCUCGCGCAGCUCAGGGAGAAGUCGACCUGGAGACACGUCGGCGGGUUGCGGGUCGACGACGACCAGGGCGCGAUCGUCCCGGGACCCGUGGUCGACGAGUGGUUCUGGAUGGGGCCGCAGCUCGCGCGGUUCUGGGGCGGGACGGGGGAGACCGUGGACAGUCUGAAUCCCGUCUCGGGGCCCUUCGCGACCUGGGCCGCGCACGCGGACGCGAGCAUGGGGAAGUACAUCCGCGUCAUCAGCCUCCACCCGCAACUGGCCUGGAUGCGAGACCUGAUCCCCCGGCUGGAGUCCUUCCGAGCCUUCGUCCGCCCUCGCGCUGACGAGCUGGAGGACACGGAGUACGUCCUCGCGCACCGCGACCUGCACCUCGCGAACGUCAUGGUCGACGGCGCGGGGACCGUCACGGGGGUUCUGGACUGGGAGUUCGGGGGCGUCGUGCCGGGGCCGCGGUGGGACCCGCCGAACGCGUUCCUGUAUCCGUGGGGGGGAGGCGAGGGCGACGAGGCCAAGAGGGAGAGGGACCGGAUGAGGGGGUGGGCGAGGGAGAUAUGCAGGAGCAGGGGGCUCGGUGAGGAUCUCGUCGACGGGAUACGGUACCGGGGCUGUCAGGAGGGUGUGCAUUUUGUUCUAAACUACACGAGGGCGAUUUGUGAGCUUUGGAGGGAGGAGAGGGGUGGUGAGCAGGGGUGGAGGAAGACUCUGGAGGGGGAGCUGGGGAAGUUGGGAUUGUGA
Messenger RNA from Colletotrichum karsti, 1194 nucleotides. RefSeq lists its product as uncharacterized. The transcript has a single exon. Bases 1 to 1194 code for a protein of 397 amino acids. Lineage: Eukaryota; Fungi; Ascomycota; Sordariomycetes; Glomerellales; Glomerellaceae. The record is from RefSeq and is a predicted model, not a curated record.